Molecule: messenger RNA, 1635 nt
Organism: Symbiodinium necroappetens
Lineage: Eukaryota; Dinophyceae; Suessiales; Symbiodiniaceae
Source: the annotation of a GenBank genome assembly
GCAAAGCAGCUUGAAGAAGAGCUGAAGAAGCAACGCAAAAAGGCGGCGGCGCGUACAGGAAACGUCAAGUUCCGCAAUCGUGAAGCUCGUGAUUUGUGGAUGAAUCGUGAAGCUCGUGAUUUGCGGAUGCAGGAGGACAUCGAGAAGCUGAAAAAAGUCCUCCGUUGCCCAGACAUGUUCGACUUGUAUGGGGACCUCCUCGACCCGAAAACGUUGAUUGAUCUGAUGAAUGAUAAAUUCGGCGCUCACUGGAUUCUUGUGGUGGAUGAAUGCCAUUCAACCUGGCCCAUGCUUGGGAUCGCCUCCACAGGAUACCGUACGCAAGUGCAGGCUCACGUCGAGAACGGCAGGGCGAGGAGCCAGCUGCUUCCCGUGGAUGACGUGGGGGCCGAGCAUCGCGGGAACGGGCCGCUGACACUGCCCCAGCUUGAGCGUCGCCUCCCGCACUAUGUGCUGAACAUGUCGGCAACCCCGCAGGAAAAGGCCGGAGGCCUAUUGGGAGAGAAGGUCGAGUUGGAUUUCCGGCCCACGGGUAUCUUGGAGCCUGAGAUUUUCAGAAUUGAGAUGGAGGGCUGCCAGCAGGGCCCUGGCGACACCAGACACAAGACCUGGAGCCUGUAUUGCAAAAUCUGCGGCCUCCUCGGCAUCUCUUCCCCGGGAGAGCAGGGAAAGGAGGACCGUCCCCGACAGGAGGGCGAGCAGGUGAUCAUUUCGUGCGUCACCAACAACCAAGCGGAGGUCGUUUGGGGUCUGCUGACUGCCCGAGGGGAAGCCGCGGCAGUAGUCCACGGAGCGAUGGACAGCAAGAAGAAAGCAGCGGCGCUGCAAGAGUUCCGAGAAGGCCAAGUCGAUAUCCUCCUUGGCUCUAAAGGCUUGAUCGAAGGCUUGGACUUUCCGAGUGUGGCCAUGGUGAUUGUCCCAGAUGCUGACGGCUCGGGGCUAUUUCGUGCUGCCACCCCCCUAAAGCAACUAAUCGGACGAGCUUCGCGCCACAAAGACGGAAGAGUGUAUUUCCUGACAACGCAGGAGCACAGUGCAAUACUGGACAAAAUCGAAUUGGAGAGCGCAGAGCUUCGAAAGAAGCAGGCCGAAUACAACGCGGAGAAGGGUCUGAAACCCACGAGCAUCCAGUCUCAGGUCAGGUCACAGAGAAAGGAAAGCUUUUGGAAACCAGAAGAAGGACUUGAGGAGUGGAAGAUCUGCUUGCGGGCGACAGCUGCUAUUCUUCAAGAGUGCUGCCGCUUCAAGCGAUGUGUAGAGGAGAAAGAAGAACAGGACAUAACUCCAUAUUGGAUGAAGCGCUCGACCAGGAUGGUCCUGGAGCAAGACUUCUUUAAGGACAGUGACAAGUUGUUUGAGCAGAUCGUCCUGUCAGUCACCGUGGAUUACAUCGGGCCUGAUAGAUCGCGAUGCCUGCUGGACAAAUUGGGAAACAUUGACUACCUGCUCAGCCCAUUGUGCGACAGAGCAAAGUUGGAAGCGGUCCCACUGAUCGGCGAAAACAUCAGCGAAGAUCUAUACAACACGGCUUUCCGAAAGCAAGUGAAGAACACAAGGAAGAAGCUGUCUGACAUGAAGGAAAUGCUGACAAGUCUGCUGGAUCGUUCGCAUCUUCCAGAGGAUCCGGAGGAGGAG